AUGAUGAAUGACACAAACACGAUCUCCAACGCUGAUGUUUUUGUUCCUGAUGAAGAUGUUGAUAUAUAUAUAUAUAUUAGCAUUAAUUUUUUUUUUUUAGAAGAAGAGUUCAAAGAAUUCGCUGAGAAGGCCACGUCAUUGCCUCCAACUAAGGAUGUAGAUAAACUCAUCCUCUAUGGACUAUUUAAGCAAGCAACUGUUGGAGCUGUUAAUACCAAUCGUCCAGGAAUUUUCAGCCUCACAGAGAGGGCAAAAUGGGAUGCUUGGAAAGCGGUUGAAGGGAAGACCAAACAACAAGCUAUGGCUGAAUACAUCACCAAGGUCAAGCAAUUGCAAGGAUCACUGUCUUCUACAUUAAAAAAUAUCUCAAUUAUGUGGUUUUUUUGUGAGAACAGAUCAGAACAAAAGCUAGAGUGCAAUCAACAGGAUGAAAAGACAAGAAACAAGACUAAACCACUGUUGUUGAAAACGAUUAACAGAAAUGACUAUUCAUUCAGCUGA
Messenger RNA from Hevea brasiliensis (rubber tree), 501 nucleotides. Its product is annotated as acyl-CoA-binding domain-containing protein 2-like. The transcript is spliced from 6 exons. Gene Ontology annotation, molecular function: fatty-acyl-CoA binding. Bases 1 to 501 code for a protein of 166 amino acids. The record is from RefSeq and is a predicted model, not a curated record. NCBI's taxonomy places the organism in Eukaryota, Viridiplantae, Streptophyta, Magnoliopsida, Malpighiales, Euphorbiaceae. Gene Ontology annotation, biological process: fatty acid metabolic process.